Acaulospora morrowiae is the source of this 383-nucleotide messenger RNA. The record is from the annotation of a GenBank genome assembly. NCBI's taxonomy places the organism in Eukaryota, Fungi, Glomeromycota, Glomeromycetes, Diversisporales, Acaulosporaceae.
GAUAUGCUGUUAACCCACCAAUAUACAUUAAUAAACCUAAAGAGAUCGAAGAACAAGAAAGGGAAAAAAGACAAUAUCGCUGUAGAAAAAAUCUUUGGGAAUUACCUCUUUCAUUGCAUACAUUCUACAAGCUAUUAUUAUCUGAUUUCACUGCAACGGAUUCAGAUGGAGAAAUCAUAAUAACCAAAUUUUUCAAACAUUAUAAAGUUAUGGACAAUCUUGAUUUAAGUGAGUAUUAUGAUUCGGAAUACACUGAAACAGAGUCUGAAUGUUCUAACUCUGAGGACGAGAGCGAGGAUGAAGAAGUCGCCUAUAAUAACAAUGUGCCUCCUCCGAUAAUUAUGGGUACAGCUCUACGGAAUAGUGGUACUCUACCGAUCUAA